Messenger RNA from Propithecus coquereli (Coquerel's sifaka), 1100 nucleotides. RefSeq names its product voltage-gated potassium channel subunit beta-2-like. The record is from RefSeq and is a predicted model, not a curated record. The annotation marks the transcript as partial. Gene Ontology annotation, cellular component: voltage-gated potassium channel complex; extrinsic component of cytoplasmic side of plasma membrane; juxtaparanode region of axon. Gene Ontology annotation, biological process: regulation of potassium ion transmembrane transport; transmembrane transport; potassium ion transport. NCBI's taxonomy places the organism in Eukaryota, Metazoa, Chordata, Mammalia, Primates, Indriidae. The transcript is spliced from 8 exons. Gene Ontology annotation, molecular function: voltage-gated potassium channel activity; transmembrane transporter binding; potassium channel regulator activity.
AGCGGAGACCGAGAGGGGCCUUUCCAGGAAGCACAUAAUAGAAGGUCUGAAGGCUUCCCUGGAGCGGCUGCAGUUGGAGUAUGUGGACGUGGUCUUUGCCAACCGCCCGGACCCCAACACACCUAUGGAAGAGACCGUACGAGCCAUGACGCACGUCAUCAACCAGGGGAUGGCCAUGUACUGGGGCACGUCGCGCUGGAGCUCCAUGGAGAUCAUGGAGGCCUACUCCGUGGCCCGGCAGUUCAACCUGAUCCCGCCCAUCUGCGAGCAGGCCGAGUACCACAUGUUCCAGCGCGAGAAGGUGGAAGUGCAGCUGCCCGAGCUGUUCCACAAGAUAGGCGUGGGCGCCAUGACCUGGUCCCCUCUGGCCUGCGGCAUCGUUUCCGGGAAGUAUGACAGCGGCAUCCCACCCUACUCGAGAGCCUCCUUGAAGGGCUACCAGUGGCUGAAGGACAAGAUCCUGAGCGAGGAGGGCCGGCGCCAGCAGGCGAAGCUGAAGGAGCUGCAGGCCAUCGCCGAGCGCCUGGGCUGCACCCUGCCCCAACUGGCCAUAGCCUGGUGCCUGCGGAACGAGGGCGUCAGCUCCGUGCUUCUGGGCGCCUCCAACGCCGACCAGCUCAUGGAGAACGUGGGAGCGAUUCAGGUCCUUCCAAAACUGUCGUCUUCCAUUAUCCACGAGAUCGAUAGUAUUUUGGGCAAUAAACCCUACAGCAAAAAGGACUACAGAUCCUAAGACGCCCUGCCCGCCUGCUCAGACAGUCCCCGUCUCCCUCCUAGUCUUUGUUCGCUUGCUUAAGCUGUUCUGAAGCCAAGUGAAGAGUGUGGUUUGCAUCAAAGAGAAAACACUCGCCGUGAUGUCAUCGGGAAAUGAUCUCCCACGUCGCUGCCAGACACCACCCACUGCUUCGCCAGACCACGUGGAAGCUGGAUUUGUGCCCGAGAAGCAUUGGUUAGGAAGGACGUUCAAGCAGUCCCACCCAAGCCGGUCGCUUCUGCUCAUCCUCCCAGAAAAGACCACCCAGCUGUCUCCCACCCUCGGCCCUUCAUGGCGAUUCCCGAAGUCAAGGCCAGGCCAAGGCCUGGUUGGGUCUUCUGGGUGG